AAAGAGCUUUAUUUCAAAACUGGCCACUGGGGCCACACAUACAGGAGUUUCCUUCCUCUUCUCAUUCAAUUCCUAUUCUUCUUCUUCUUCUUCUCACUACUCUUUAAGCUUUUCUCACUGCUUUGCUUUCCUUUCCUUUCAGUUUCACUCCAGAUCUCUCUCUUCACCUACCCAAAUCCAACCCUAAGUGAAAAAUGGGUGUCAUCUCCAGAAAGAUAUUCCCAGCAUGUGGGAGCAUGUGCGUAUGCUGCCCUGCUUUGAGGUCAAGCUCUCGAAAACCCGUCAAGCGCUACAAAAAAUUGCUUGCUGAAAUUUUUCCUAAAUCUCUUGAUGGCCAUCCAAAUGAGAGGAAAAUUGUUAAGCUAUGCGAGUAUGCUUCAAAAAAUUCUGUUCGAAUUCCAAAGAUUGCUAAAUAUCUCGAAGAAAGAUGUGAGAAGGAGCUACGAAAUGGGCACAUAAAGUUCCUCAAUGUUGUGGCAGAGACUUACAGCAAGUUGCUUUUUUUGUGCAAGGAGCAGAUGGCCUACUUUGCUGUUAGCUUAUUGAAUGUGGUUACUGAACUUUUAGACAACUCUAAGCAAGAUGCUGUGCAAAUGCUUGGAUGCCAAACACUUACAAGGUUCAUAUAUGCCCAGACAGAUGCAAUGUACACACACAACAUUGAGGGGUUUGUACAGAAAGUAUGUGUGCUGGCUCGUGUAAAAGGGGAAGAUCACCAAAAGCGCUGCUUGAGGGCAUCAAGCUUGCAGUGCCUCUCUGCCAUGGUCUGGUUCAUGGCGGAAUUUUCUCAUAUUUUUGCUGAUUUUGAUGAGAUUGUACAUGUGACUUUGGAUAACUAUGAGCUAGAUACACUUGAUGAAGAAGACAAUGAGAGGUUGGAAUCACAACAUAAUUGGGUGGACGAAGUAGUUCGAAGUGAAGGCAGAAUUGGUGCGAUCCUUGGUAGUGAUGCUAGCCCUUGCUCCAUGAUUAGACCACGGCCUGAGAAGAAGGAUCCUUCUCUUUUGUCAAGGGAAGAAACAGAGACACCAAAAGUAUGGGCUCAAAUUUGUAUUCAGAGAAUGGCAGAAUUAUCGAAGGAAAGCACAACCAUGCGUCGAAUAUUGGACCCAAUGUUUGUCUACUUUGACUCCGGACGGCACUGGGUUUCUCAAGGGCUGGCUUUGUUGGUUUUGUCAGAUAUGUCCUACUUUAUGGAGGCCUCUGGGAACCAGCAGUUGACUUUAACUUAUGUCAUCCGCCAUCUUGACCACAAAAAUGUCUCACAUGAUCCGGAACUCAAAUCUUAUAUAAUCCAAGUUGCUACUGGUUUAGCUAGGCAAAUCAGAUCUGGAACAAUGCUGGCAGAAAUUGGGUUUGUCUCUGAUCUGUGCUGGCAUCUAAGAAAGAGUCUUCAAGCCACUAUUCAGCUUGCGGUAGAGCAAGAGUCCAACUCCAACGUCAAUUUUAUGCUCCAGAAUUCCAUAGAGGAUUGCUUACUUGAAAUUGCUAAAAGGAUUGGCAAUGCUCAACCACUAUUUGACCUCAUGGCAAUAACUUUGGAGAAGCUACCAUCGGGAACAGUUGCUAGGGCGACUAUUGGAUCAUUAAUUAUUCUUGCUCAUACAAUAUCAUUGGCACUGGUCUCAUCACGCUCAAAGCAGGUGUUUCCAGAAUCUCUUCUUGUCCAACUUUUAAAGGUCAUGUUACAUCCAGAUCUUGAGGUGCGUGUUGGAGCACAUCAAAUAUUUUCUAUUCUUCUUGUUCCAAGUUCUAAUCGCCCACGACAUGAAGUUGCAUCUCUACGAUCUGGUUUUCUUUACCAAUCAAGAAGAUGGCACUCGAAUACUGCAUCUGCCUUUGCAUCAAUUACUGCCAGACUUGAGAAGCUCCGGAGGGAAAAGGAUGGUUCUAAAACCGAAAAGAACGGGAAUACUUUUCAUGAUGAUAAUAAAGAAAAAGACAUUGUGGAGGAAGAAUGCAAGCAGGGGCGAGGCCGCAAGAAUUCCCCUAGUUUUUACAAGAUUAGCUCUAUCAUCGAUAGGAAACCUGGUUCAAUUGACUUAAAUGAGGCAGAACCAUUUGUCAUGAGGCUUAGUGAGGAUCAAAUUGUACAUUUACUCUCUGCGUUUUGGAUACAAGCUUAUCUAUCAGACAAUCUUCCCUCGAAUAUUGAAUCCAUUGCUCAUUCUUUCAUUUUAACACUUAUUUCCUCACGCUUGAAGAAUCCGACAGACAACCUUGUGGUCAACUUCUUCCAGCUUCUUUUGUCUCUUAGGAAAAUGUCUCUUGAUCCUAACAACGGGAUGUUGACACCAGCGGGCCAGAGAUCUGUUUUGGUACUGUCAAUGAGCAUGUUGAUGUUUGCAGCUAAGAUAUAUCACAUUCCCGAACUGAAUGAUUUUCUCAAGUCAUUGAUUCCAUACGAUAUUGACCCCUAUCUUGGUAUUAGCGAUGAUCUUCAAGUAUAUGUAAAGCCUGAUGCUGAUGUAAGGGAAUUCGGAUCUGCUUCUGAUAAUCAGCUGGCUACAUCAACUCUUUCCGAGUUGCGAAAUAAAAUAUAUGACACUGAGAAUAUCGUAAUUGACAUCUUAGUUCAAAAUCUGACAAACAUUACCAAGCUGGAGGCGGAAGAUGUGCUAAAGCAACUUCAAGAACCAUUCACACCUGAUGAUACAUUCUCAUUUGGUCCACAAUCUGCACUGGACCUUGACCAUGAUCAGAUGGCUUCCCACUCCAAAGAAUCCUUAUCCUUUGAUGGGGAUUUCCCGACAAACUCUUUAGUUGAGGAUGAUGCGACUAGCGAAUUAUCCGUUGCAGAUCUUUCUCGUUUCAUUCCCAGAGUGCCAUCGACUUCAUCUGGCUCACAUAUUAUCAGCAUUGGACAGCUUUUAGAAUCUGCACUUGAGGUAGCAGGUCACGUAGCAGGAUCAUCCGUCUCUACAUCACCCCUCCCGUACAACGCCAUGGCCAGCCAAUGUGAAGCCCUUGGCACAGGCACAAGAAAGAAGCUCUCCAAUUGGUUGGCCCACGAAAACUAUCAUGGCAAAGCAGCUGAGAAAUCUUUUCCAGCUUUUCCCUUCAAUAAUAGCCGCAGAACUCUCCACCAGAUAACAAGUGAGUGUGAAGGUGAAAGUAGUGGUCCUGCCCAGGGAGCUGCAUUUCCGCAGGAUCCAUGGUUGUCGAUGAGGCUUCCUCCUGCUAGUCCCUUUGACAAUUUUCUCAAGGCAGCUGGCUGUUAAAAGGCUACUACUACUAUAAAUCUAACACUAUGUCAAAGUGCUUAUCAGUGUUGUAAAUCACUAGGAGAUUCACUGUUUAAAGUUUAGGAUAUAUAUAGCUAAUAGCUUCUUUUUUUUUAUUAAUUAACUCAGAAAUCACUAAAAAGGGUUUUCAUUCCAAUCCCUAAUGUUUGUAUGCAUUAUGUAGUUGUGUUAGUCUUAUUUAUGUAGCUAUUUUGGUACUA
This is a messenger RNA of Cannabis sativa, 3445 nucleotides long. Its product is annotated as protein SEMI-ROLLED LEAF 2. Lineage: Eukaryota; Viridiplantae; Streptophyta; Magnoliopsida; Rosales; Cannabaceae. The transcript is spliced from 20 exons. The record is from RefSeq and is a predicted model, not a curated record. Bases 195 to 3221 code for a protein of 1008 amino acids.